Molecule: messenger RNA, 911 nt
Organism: Cyclopterus lumpus (lumpfish)
Lineage: Eukaryota; Metazoa; Chordata; Actinopteri; Perciformes; Cyclopteridae
Gene: gpx1b
Product: glutathione peroxidase 1b
Biological process (GO): response to selenium ion; hydrogen peroxide catabolic process; response to hydrogen peroxide
Cellular component (GO): cytosol; mitochondrion
Molecular function (GO): glutathione peroxidase activity
Source: RefSeq, a predicted model, not a curated record
AUCAAGAAUGGCUGCUAAUUUUACGAGCUCUCGGCCAAACUACUACGGGGAAAACGUUUUCAUUUCUCCUCCCUGCAGGGCAAAGUUGUCCUCGUCGAGAAUGUCGCGUCUCUCUGAGGUACAACCACCAGGGAUUACACUCAGAUGAACGAGCUCCACGAGCGGUACGCCGGCAAGGGGCUCGUGAUCCUGGGAGUGCCCUGCAACCAGUUCGGCCAUCAGGUGAGGACAUGAUUGAGAACUUGCAAGAAUGAGGAAAUCCUCAUGUCUCUGAAGUACAUCCGUCCUGGAAAUGGCUUUGAGCCAAAGUUCCAGCUCCUUGAGAAAGUAGAUGUAAAUGGGAAAAAUGGCCAUCCCCUGUUUGUGUUCCUGAGGGGGAAGCUCCCUUUCCCCAGCGACGAGCCAGCUGCCUUGCUUGAUGACCCCAAGUUGAUCACGUGGAGUCCGGUCUGCAGGAACGACGUGGCCUGGAACUUUGAGAAGUUCCUCAUCGGGCCGGAUGGGCGUCCGUUCAAGCGCUACAGCAAGAGGUUCCUCACCAGUGACAUCGAGGGUGACAUCAAGAAGCUCCUCAGCCAGGCGCAACUAAAAACCCGUCCUCCAGUAUGCUGUUCAGCCACUUGCAUCAGCACAACGUGUGUAACCUUCAAUUCACCAGGGGAAACACCUUUGGGCUAUUUGCUUUCCCUCCACAGCUUCUGUACAACACUUUUCAGACCACCUGUGCUCUCUUACAUACGAUGCUGUGUUCUGUUCUUUUACAAUAUGAAGGCAUCCUCUGAAACCAAGUUAUUUGUGAGGGGGGUAUCUGAUGAAGCGUAAAGCCUGAAUGUUUUCAGCUGCAUUGUGUGUAUUCAAAGCACAGUGGUUUUGAAGUGUAAAGAGGACCAAUAAAGUUAUUUUGUUCACAC